UGAUGGCAGCUUUUACUAGACUGUGCUUGCAUCAACAUCUUUGACACCUGCCCACAAAGUUUCUGCUGUGACAGUUUGUUGGUUGACUGUGAUAAACGGCGUGAAAGCAGCCUGAGAAGCAGACUUUGCUUCCUUUCUAUUAAAGCACCAAUGAUAGACAAAGGGAGCAUCAUUUUCAUCUUUUUCCAGGUCAUUCUCUCGGGGGCCUCUGAGAGUGGCAUCUUUGGAGGCAAAAUUUCAAGGCCUCACUCCAGACCCUACAUGGCUUCACUCCAGCUCAGAGGACACCACACUUGUGGUGGGAUACUCAUUCGAGAGGACUUUGUUCUAACUGCAGCACACUGUGAACUUGACCAGGUUGUGUUGGGAGCCCAUGAUCUAAAUGAGAAGGAGAAAAGUCAGCAAAGGAUCAAAGUGGGAAAGUACUACAGGCAUCCAAAUUAUGACGGAAAAUUUGACUAUGACAUUAUGUUGCUUAAGCUGGUAAAUAAUGCUAAACUCAAUAAAAAUGUCCAGCCUAUUGAGUUACCAAAGAAAGAUAAGAAAAUUCCUGCCUACCUGGAGUGUCUUGUUGCUGGCUGGGGCAAAACUGGACGAAAUAAACCUACUUCAACUGUUCUGAAAGAAGGAACAGAAAAGACACAAUUCAAGAUUGAGUGUGAUCAAGUUUGGAAAGAACAUUUUACCUCUCAGCGAAUGAUUUGCACCAAGUUUAACAAGAACAAGGGAGGAAUAUGCCAGGGUGAUUCUGGGGGCCCUUUGAUCUGUAAAAACAAGCUUCAAGGAAUUACUGCUUUCACUGCUGAAAAUGAAUGUGACAAUCCAAAAUACCCACAUGUUUUCACCAAAGUUAGCUUCUUUCUCCCCUGGAUCAACAAGAUGAUGGAGAAAUAAGACAUAUGACCUAAUUAGCCAAGGGAG
Cyprinodon tularosa is the source of this 921-nucleotide messenger RNA. Its product is annotated as granzyme B-like. Gene Ontology annotation, biological process: proteolysis. NCBI's taxonomy places the organism in Eukaryota, Metazoa, Chordata, Actinopteri, Cyprinodontiformes, Cyprinodontidae. The record is from RefSeq and is a predicted model, not a curated record. The coding region runs from base 151 to 894 and encodes 247 amino acids. Gene Ontology annotation, molecular function: serine-type endopeptidase activity. The transcript is spliced from 5 exons.